GAUUUUUUUUAAAAAUCAAUUUUUGUUUUUAUUUUGAAGUGGACCGGAAGUUGUAGCUGCGCUCCUAGCCGCUGGCUCAGAUUUUCUUCUGCCGCCGAACUUCAGUCACUGUCGCCACCAUUCACAGGAGACUGCCCGGACCUGUCAGCAACAUAACGACCAUGGCAGAGCAGGAGCCCACACCAGAGCAGCUGGCAGCCAUCGCAGCCGCCAACGAGGAGUCCGAAGGCUCCGUCAACUACAAGCCGCCUGCCCCGAAGAGCCUACAGGAGAUCCAGGAGCUGGACCAGGAGGACGAGAGCCUGCGCAAGUACAAGGAGGCGCUGCUGGGCAACGCUGCUGUGGUUGCAGAUCCCACUGCUCCAAAUGUCCAGGUGACUCGAAUGACUCUGGUCUGUGCUGCCUCUCCACACCCUCUGGUGCUUGACCUGCAGGGAGACCUUGAGGGCUUCAAGAAGAACCCCUUUGUGGUUAAAGAGGGAGUGGAGUACAGAAUAAAGAUCAACUUCAAGGUCAAUAAAGACAUUGUGUCCGGCUUGAAGUACAAUCAGCUAACAUUCAGAAAAGGAGUCCGAGUUGACAAGGCAGACUACAUGGUCGGCAGCUACGGUCCCAGACCAGAUGAGGAGUACGAGUUCCUCACCCCGGUGGAGGAGUCGCCCACUGGCCUAAUAGCCCGCGGCACUUACAACAUCAAGUCCAAGUUCACCGACGACGACAAACACAACCAUCUGUCCUGGGAGUGGAGCCUCACUAUCAAGAAAGACUGGAAAGACUGAUUUGCCCUCCGCCAUCCUCAUCCUCGUCUUCCUCCGCUCUGCCUUCCUCUCCUCCUCCUCCUCCUCUCGCUGUCAUUCCAUUUCUUCCAUCUGAAUGCAUUUCUGGAUUCUGUUUCCAUUUUAAGCUUUUGCUGUCUCCGUCCGUCAUCACCUCUGGCUGUUCCAUCACUCUUCUCUCUGAGGUCUCACCUCUGAAGUAUUACAUUCUUAAAGAUGGAGAAAGCAAACACUGUGCACAAUCCAGAUUUAGCAGUAUGGUUUGUUUAUAAAAGGACAAAAUGAGUAAAAAUAAGUGAAUUGUUUGAUUCUCUCUCCUCUUCUCUCUGUCCCCCUUUUCAUUCUGUUUUUCAGAUAGUUUUGUACGAUUACCGUGAUUUGCCUUAGAACGCAUUGUACAGGGAGCAGUACUGCUGUACGGUCGCUGCUGGACGCACCUCUUUGGACACGGCCCUCCUCAAGCCUUUGAGCAGAUCAUUUGUAGCGGGCUCAGUCGCUUCCUGGUCUCCAGAGGAUUUAGAAGCGUAUGAAACCUGCUCGGAACCGGGGCACAGAAUUACCUCUAACCUUCUGUGAACCUCUGCUUCAGCUGAGGCUGUUCCGCUCCUGAUCAGGGUAUUUUGGCAGUUAUUUUAGCAGCCGUGUGGCCUUAACAGUAGCAUAUGAGGAAAAACUAGUCGUUGAUCCAUUUGCCUUCAUAUUAUAUUUGCCACACCAUUAUGUCAGCCUGUUUUUAAUCUGUGUAAGUAUGAACAGGGAAUCAGGACUAAUGACCUUUAACACCUUAAUUUCCCUUUGAGGCAAAAGUGUUGCACACUUUUCUAAUUUAGUUAUUUACAUCAACUCAGAGUCGGGCUAAUGGCUUUGUGCUGCUUAGUGUAAGCUUUGAAUCAGAUCCAACACGGGGGCUUUUAAACUGCUCACCUUGGAUUAGUGGAGUUGAACCUCACCAUCACUGAUCGUGCCUGUCGCCGACCCCGCGGUGACAUGUCUGUGAUUGACUCGAAGCAGCUCCCACCUACAGGGACAUGCGUGAACGGUGCCUGCAGCUCCAUGGUUUCCUCUGGGGUUGAGUGGGACUCUGUACUGUGUUACCUGCAGUUUACUGACCUCCUGUGUUCAUAUUAAAGUCUUCAGACUGGG
Messenger RNA from Betta splendens (Siamese fighting fish), 1919 nucleotides. RefSeq names its product Rho GDP dissociation inhibitor (GDI) alpha (gene arhgdia). The transcript has 6 exons. Gene Ontology annotation, molecular function: protein binding; Rho GDP-dissociation inhibitor activity. Gene Ontology annotation, cellular component: cytoplasm; cytosol; membrane. Gene Ontology annotation, biological process: Rho protein signal transduction. The coding region runs from base 162 to 779 and encodes 205 amino acids. NCBI's taxonomy places the organism in Eukaryota, Metazoa, Chordata, Actinopteri, Anabantiformes, Osphronemidae. The record is from RefSeq and is a predicted model, not a curated record.